AUGUUGCCGGUUCAUAUAAUCCUUGCUGGUCUACUAUCUCCUGUGGUUACUGCUGGAUCAGUAUCCCAGGAACAGUCAAAUCUCCUGAUUCAUAUCUCGAACUUGAACCGUCGGGCUGACGGCCACCCCACUACUUAUACCUUGGAUCAGUCUCUCCUCGCCAUCCAAAUCGGUGGGAUUGUAGGAGCAUACGUGAUCUUUGUCGCGAUCCUCCUGACGUUGCUCCUCUUUGUAGGGCGUCGUCUGAGAAGGACAGUGCAAUCGUCCAACUUCACGUUGCAAGUAGAAAUGAUGAAGCCUGCCAAGCCUCUACCCAGUAUGGAUCCAAGUCCAGUUACCCCAAUCUCUGCCAAUCUUCCCAGUCCGGGUAUGCCAAAUGGCUUCAAUCGAUCCUGGAGCAGCUUGGGUAAGGGCCCGCGGUCUCACAUAGCCAAUAACAGCAGUGUGUCUACCAUCGACGAGUCAGUGGUUGCAUUGGACCGGCGCAGAGCGCAAGAAGAGAUGGAAAUGCUGUACGCCGCUGUUAUGGAACACGAUGAGCGGAGGGCAGCUGAGAAGGAGGCUACCCGAGAAGAGAGUGAGAUUCAUUCUCCGGAUAGUGCUCAAACGAACCCGUUCACCGACCCUUCAUUGAGACUGUCUGAAGCACCACCUCCCCCUCCUCAAGCGAAGAUGCCAACGAGCCCGAGGGCCAGUUCUCGCCUGUCCAGACUCUCGUCACUCUCCCUUUUCAACAGCAACUCUCGCCCUGAGGUGAACACCGGCAAGCCGCGUACUCCCCGUACUCCUCGCAUUCCUCUCCGGAAGCUACCAAUCUCCUCCCCGAUGGGCUCCCCAGAUGUGACAGUGUCCAGGUCAUAUGGAGAGGAUCAGCCUCCUCUAACACCACGAUUCUACAACCCACCGCCUCCGCCAACACCGCCAGUGGCGACAAUCCAGAGCCCAGGGGAGAAGAGAGUGUCAAAGGGCUCGCGAGCGCCAGCCCCAGCGCCCUUGAGUAUGUCCGUGGCUGGCCACGGCUCAUCCUCCUUGCCCUUCCGUGAUGCCUACCCGCAGCAAAGUGCGCCUGCUACCAAGACGACCGUCCUGGAGCGUCCCUUGAAACCUAUGAAUGGUCCUCGAACUGGGAUGCCCACGCCAUACAGCCCGUAUAUGCCGUUUACGCCAGUGACUCCGCUUACACCCAGUCGGAUGGUUACCAAACGGCAGAGGAAACGAGAAGCCAAGGAAAGCGGACUACGGGUUCUUAAUGAGGAUGAUGUAGUCCGGGAUAACGAAGAUAUGUGGGGGUUAUAA
Molecule: messenger RNA, 1296 nt
Organism: Aspergillus oryzae RIB40
Lineage: Eukaryota; Fungi; Ascomycota; Eurotiomycetes; Eurotiales; Aspergillaceae
Exons: 1
Coding region: 1-1296 (431 amino acids)
Source: RefSeq, a predicted model, not a curated record